CCCCCAAAGAUGCUUAAUGUUAGUUCAUAUUGGGUGUCAUUUUCCUAGAUAUAUUCUCCUCUGGAAGUUGGCUGGCUGCUAAUCAGCAGUGCAUGCAAUAAAUACUCAAUGAUUCUUGAUUUGUGAUUAACAAAUGGUUUCCUCCUGAUGAUGUCAAACCCCAUCCCCUUCCACAUAAGACUUAUCUAGUUCAUACUUCCAUAGGUUGUUCCCUCCAAAAAUCAAUUUCUUUAUCUGAGCUUCUGACUCUGUGAAAAUAACAAUGUUCCUCUUCCUCUUGUUAAAUAUUCAACUGGUGUUCAUAUUACAAGACACUAAUCUCCACUAACAUAUUACAAUAUUACUGUGUGGCAGGAUACAUAGGUUGCAAUGAAAUAGUAAUCUUGCAUGAAGCAAGCAAAAUGGCCACAUGCUCCACACACAUGAUCCCUGGACCCACUUGUUACUUCAUCCCAUCCCAUUUCCAGACACUAAUAAAGUGACUUUCUUUCUUCUGCAUUCUUGAUUUUGCUAUACAAAACUUGGUGAAAGAGACAUCAUGUAACUAAUGCAUCUUUGAUAUAAGAUGCUAAGACUAAAACCAGCAAGUAGCAUGUAACAUGUUUUAGGUUAAGCAGUAGCACAGAGAAUCAUUCUUUGCUUGAGCUUGCAGAAACUGUUUUUUAAGCUUUAAAGAGAAAAUUUUAUUUAUUUUUGUUGUACCUCUUAUAUAAACUUGAUCCAAUGAUGCUAAAAUAAUGUCAAAUAAUUAAUAAACAAAAAUAUCAGAGUGGAAUGGAAGAAUCCUUUUGGGUGGUUUUCUGGUCUACAAGUCUUUCUAGCAAUAUUUUAACACUUGGGUCUUGGUUGGAUGUGGAUUCCUACUGUUUGGGGUUGAGAGGGGAGGGGUUUUUGAGGGAUUCCCUCUUUAUUCUCAGGGAGAUAAAUCUACUGCUUUGUCCUCCUAGGGGAAGCUCUCGUACCUCUCAUCUGUGAACGACCCUAAAGUUGGAUUCUAGCUAAGAAGUUCGGUGUCAGAAAUGUUUUCCCCAAACCACAUCGGCAGAUUACUUGUUUGCAAGGCUUUCCAGCUGAGUUCCCUUGCUGCUCAUGUUCAUCCCAUCUCAUUUCCUUUCCAGGAGGCCUCUAUUAUUAUAAGGAUGAAUAUGAAGAUGGUGGUAUGAAACCAAAAGUUGGGCUGAUUUUCAAGUCUUCCAUCUAAUUUCUCUCAAAUGGCAAGAAAGGUGUUGCUGCUUCUGCUGAUUCUUGGGGUUUGUUCGCUGCGAAUGGAAGUCUUGGGUGCUAAAAAUGCCUCUUCAUCUUCUUCGUCAAGGCCAAAGAUGGUGAAUUUAGGAGCCCUCUUCACUUUUGAUUCAGUGAUUGGUAGAGCAGCCAGGCCAGCAAUCUCAGCUGCAAUUGAUGAUGUCAAUUCUGAUUCCACCAUCCUCUCAGGAACAAAGCUGAACCUUCUCUUCCAUGACACAAAUUGCAGCGGAUUUCUUGGAACUGUUGAAGGUAUAUUACAGAAUCCCCGCCUUAUUUUCUCUUCAUAGCCUUUUUUACUACUUAUCUCAAGCAACAAUAGCCUUUGUACUGACAAUAUCAAAACAAAUGAAACUGGCCAAAAGAGUCAUUUCCUUUUAUCAGGGAUUUGAGAAUUUUUACUGUUACUGUCACAAUGACGCUUUAUGUAUCGGUUUUGUAAGCAAGAAUGAACUUUUUGAACAACCAGGGCAACUGAAUGUGAGAAUAGUGACUUGAAUAUGGUGUUCGCUUUGUAGCUUUGCAGCUGAUGGAAAAUGAAGUGGUGGCAGUAAUUGGGCCUCAGUCUUCAGGGAUAGCUCACGUGAUCUCCCAUGUGGUCAAUGAGCUUCAUGUUCCAUUACUUUCAUUCGCGGCCACCGAUCCAACCCUAGCAGCACUCCAAUACCCAUACUUCCUUCGAACUACACAGAGUGACUACUUCCAAAUGUAUGCAAUUGCUGAUAUGGUCACAUACUUUGGGUGGAGGGAAGUCAUUGCCAUCUUUGUUGAUGAUGAUUAUGGAAGGAGUGGAGUGUCUGUGCUAGGAGAUGCCUUGGCGAAGAAGCGAGCCCAGAUCUCUUACAAGGCUGCCAUCGCCCCAGGAGGGAGUCAAAGCACAAUCAAAGAGAGAUUGGUUGAGGUUAACCUAAUGGAAUCGAGGGUUUACAUUGUCCAUGUCAAUCCUGAUUCAGGGCUUUCCAUUUUCUCAGAAGCCAAGAAUCUUGGCAUGAUGAGCAAAGGUUAUGUGUGGAUCACUACAGACUGGCUGGCUUCUUUGUUGGAUUCUGUGGUGCCAGUUCAUGAAAAGAUGGAAUGAUGGUCUGGAAUACAAGAAACCAGGACCAGCAUUGUUUAACUCCUAUGCACUCUAUGCUUAUGACUCUGUGUGGCUGGCUGCACAAGCACUUGAGACUUUCUUAAACAGCAACGGGACUGUUUCUUACUCGAACGAUCCAAAAUUACGCGAUGUCAAUGGAAGCACAUUGCAUUUGUCAUCUCUUAGAGUGUUUGAUGGAGGCCAGAAGUAUCUUGACACACUUCUGACUACUAACUUCACUGGUUUGAGUGGUGAAGUCCAAUUCGAUUCUGAUAAGAACUUUAUUCACCCUGCUUACGAUGUGCUCAAUAUCGGAGGGAAUUCAUUCAGGAGAGUUGGGUACUGGUCCAAUCACUCAGGUCUAUCCAUUGUAGCUCCUGAGACACUUUAUGGGAAGCCUGUGAAUGGUUCUUUGAAUUCCAAUUCCAAGAGUGACGAGCAUCUGUACAGCAUCAUAUGGCCUGGUGAAACCUCCGAGACACCAAGAGGUUGGGUUUUUCCUAACAACGGGAAGCCACUGAGGAUUGCAGUUCCUAAUCGAAGGAGUUACUUAGCAUUUGUGGCUAAGGAAAAGAACCCUCCUGGGGUUAGAGGGUACUGCAUUGAUGUAUUUGAAGCUGCCAUCAACUUGUUGCCGUAUCCUGUUCCUAGGACUUACAUGUUGUAUGGAGAUGGGAAAAGGAAUCCUUCCUACAAUGACCUUGUCAAUGCAGUUGCUCUUAACGAAUAUGAUGCAGCAGUAGGGGACGUGACAAUAGUGACGAACAGAACAAAGAUAGUGGAUUUCACGCAGCCAUACAUGGAGUCAGGGCUGGUGGUGGUGGUGCCAAUGAAGCAAGCCAAAUCCAGCCCCUGGGCAUUCAUGAAGCCAUUCACCAUCCAGAUGUGGUGUGUCACCGGCGCUUUCUUCCUCUUGGUCGGAUCCGUGGUCUGGAUCCUUGAGCACCGCAUGAACCACGAAUUCCGCGGCCCUCCUAGCCAGCAGCUCAUCACCAUUUUCUGGUCAAAUCUGCUAACCUUAAUUUUUCCUGAAGGGGAGAACACGGUGAGCACAUUGGGACGUUUGGUGCUGAUCAUAUGGCUAUUCGUUGUCCUGAUCAUCAAUUCCAGCUACACGGCCAGCCUAAAGUCGAUCCUGACCGUCCAACAACUGACCUCAAGAAUCGAAGGAAUCGACAGCUUGAUUGCGAGCACCGAACCCAUUGGAGUCCAGGACGGUUCGUUUGCGUGGAACUACUUGGUCGAUGAGCUCAACAUUGCAGCUUCCAGGCUCGUCACACUGAAAACCCAGGAAGAUUACGCCACCGCCCUGACCAAGGGACCCAAAGCCGGCGGAGUGGCCGCCAUCGUCGACGAGCUUCCUUACGUCGAGCUCUUCUUGUCGAGCGCUAAUUGCCAGUUCAGCACCGUCGGGCAGGAGUUCACCAAGAGCGGCUGGGGAUUUGCAUUUCAGAGAGACUCCCCGCUCGCCGUCGACCUCUCGACGGCAAUCCUCCAACUCUCCGAGAACGGCGACCUCCAGAAGAUCCACAACAAAUGGCUACUGCGCAGCGAGUGCACCGACUCGCUCAACCCGGUCGACGAGAACCGCCUCUCGCUCAGCAGCUUCUGGGGGUUCUUCUUGAUCUGCGGCGUCUCCUGCCUACUCGCCCUCCUCGUCUUCUCCUGCCGCGUGUACACCCAGUACAGCAGAUUCUCCCCCCACGAAGGCGGCGACGGCGACGGCGAGACGGAGGACAUUCGUCCGGCGACGAGGGCGCCGCGGCGGUCGCUGAGGACGACCAGCUUCAAGGACUUGAUAGAGUUUGUAGAUAGGAAGGAAACGGAGAUUAAGGAGAUACUUAAGCGGAAGCAUAGCCAUAAUAGUCACGACAGCAAGAGGACGCAUCAUAGCGGCAGUCCUAGCGACGACGCCGGCGGCGCCCACGCUUAGCUCUCCGGCUACGGCUUGAUUAAUUAACCAUUUGCUUUUAUUUUUAUAGUAAUUACUAGCGUGGCCCGGCCAGUUGGCCGUUCCUAUACCUAUGAAUUCCAUUGGACCCAGAAAUGAUACAUUGGAAGAAUUCUUUGGGCGUUUCAAUAUC
Messenger RNA from Linum tenue, 4404 nucleotides. Lineage: Eukaryota; Viridiplantae; Streptophyta; Magnoliopsida; Malpighiales; Linaceae. The record is from the annotation of a GenBank genome assembly.